AUGGCACAAUCAGAGAAACCUACUCUGAAAAAGAGGAUUGAUGCAUUGGGAGAAUACUGCGCGCUUCGUGAAGAUUAUCGCGGUCGCCUGCCGGGUUACCUAUCUCGCUUCACUGGAUACAAGCUACCAAAUGCCCAGCCGCCAUAUGAGCCUUUAAGUUUCCCACCUUUUUCAUGGCUAAAAUACAUUCCGCUCAAGUUAGAAGUUUACACUUUUACUUGGAUAGGCUCAUUCGGAGGUAUUCUUCUCAUUGAAGCAAUUAUGUCGGCAAAUACAGCGUUUUCAGAAGUUUAUCACGCACCAAUUAUUAUUACCUCAUUUGGCGCCUCGGCGGUAUUGUUGUUUUCCGCUAUCGAAUCACCUCUUGCACAACCCCGAAACUUCGUCCUUGGCCAUUUUGUAUCCGCUCUCGUCGGCACAUGCAUUACCAGGCUCUUUGUCCUCAAUCCAAACUACCACCGUUUUCUCGAUGAAGGUGGUUUCCACGCCAAUGUCUUCGUGAAUGGUGGUUUAUCAAUGGCAACAUCUGCUCUUGCGCAAGUUUUAAUCGGAGCUGUACAUCCACCCGCCGGCGCAACUGGACUCAAUGCUGCUGUUCAAUCGCAAGUUGUCACACUUUCGUGGCGUUAUCUGCCGGUUAUACUUGCCUCUUCACUAAUCAUGCUUGGCUGGGCGCUUAUAAUAAACAAUGUUGGACGUCGGCGUUAUCCCGUUUUCUGGUGGAAGCCAGGUAAAGUGUUUGUUUCAGCAACAAAAGAACAGCAGAUUAAGGAACGUGUGCGUGAGGCCAGGGAAGUAGAGAUGGCCCUUAGAGUAGAGGAGGGAGCCACUUUGAGCGACGAAGGAGGCGAAACUAGUGGACACGAGCCGUGA
Molecule: messenger RNA, 873 nt
Organism: Trichoderma asperellum CBS 433.97
Lineage: Eukaryota; Fungi; Ascomycota; Sordariomycetes; Hypocreales; Hypocreaceae
Source: RefSeq, a predicted model, not a curated record